UCUCCCGCCAUUCCUUAAAACACCGUAAAAAAAAAAUAGUACCAAAACCAAAGCUCGAAAAUGGCAACUAUUUUGUCAAUAAACCCACUUGCUAUUCGAUUAUUCCCUUCAAAUUCACAGCGUUAUUCGUGUUACUUGCAUAGAACAAUGAGAAUUGGGCAAGCGGGGAUUCACAUUCAGACAAAUUAUCCAAUUUCUUUCAUGGGUUUUCUGCAAUUCAGCAAGAGCAGGAGAAAUUUCAUAUGUGCAGUCAGUAAAGAUGCUGAGGAAUCUUUCAAAAAAACUGUGGAGGUGGAUAGGCUUAUAGAUACACUGAGGGAAGCAAGUGAUAAGGAACUGCCACAGCUAGUUGUAGAGAACGUUCUCGCUUUCAACGAGAGCUUUUGGAUAAGACUUGCAGCUAGAGCAGACACCUGCAAAUCCGACGAUGACAAAAAAGACUAUGAAGAGCUGGCAUUGACAGUAAUGAACAUUGUAGAUCGUCUUGUUCACAAGACAAAUGAAAAGAUAGAGGCAUCGACUGACAUGCUCAAAGCAAUCCUAAAACCUGUGGUUGAUGAAGUGGAAGAAAUUUCUUGGCCUCUUAGGGAUCCUGGGGCUCUCAGUCUUAUGGAGAAAGAAAUAAAUCAAAGGGAGCAAGAAGGCCAACUUGAUGAAGGGUUCCUCGCAGAAGUCAAUGCACAGCUACGGCAAGCUAAAAAAGAUGGGGACAAGCCAGGACUUGAAGCUAUGUUACAAAAGGUUUUGCAAUUGUAUGCUUCCAGAGUGCUGUCAAAGCGGAGUUAUGCAAAAAAAGGAAAUGAAGUGUUGAAAGCUGAAGAGUUUCUUGAGACCAUUAUCAAAGCACCAGAGGAAGAAUGGAACAAGCUCUUGCUAGAUGGCAUGACUCUUGGAAAAGGUGAUGUUUCGCCUGAGGAAUUGUAUGCUGUUAUUAAAAAGAGAAUGGAACGGACUUUGAUACGUACGGAGGGCGGCUCGUACCAGCAGCGAGUUCUGAUUGAGUAUCUGAAAGGUAUUGAGUCAAGAACAGGGGAGAUUGUCAGAGUACUCCAAGGUUGAGACAUGGUAGUAAACUAGUAAUUGCACCUGGAGGUACCAAAGUCCACAUUCUUUAUAACAAAAACAUGAUGAUAUGCAGACCUAUAUUAUCAUUUAUUUACCAUAAGUCCACAUUCUUUAUAUGAAAAGCAUGAUGCUAUGCAGAUAUCCACGAUAGGCGCCCUUGAGCUAUGAGGUCCCUAUCAUGUUUAAUGUCUUCCAUUUUUGUCCCAUCGUUUGUAUCAUCCCUUCUCUCCUCUCAUGUCUUCCUUUUAUCCAGUUUCUCUUCUCCUGACUCCUAACUGGUUCCUUGUACAUUCUACAUGUAAAUCCGAAAUCUUGAUUUUUUCAGAGUGCAAUACUGCAAUGUGGCCCUGCAGUUUUGGAAUUCUUGAAAUGGAUUUGCAUUGCCUGCAUUAAUCGAUUGUAAACUGGUUAAAUUGUACUCCGUGUCCUCUAUUAAUGAAAUUUAUCAAUUAGUUUUCCUUUCAUAGUUAA
Messenger RNA from Solanum dulcamara, 1536 nucleotides. RefSeq lists its product as uncharacterized. The coding region runs from base 61 to 1059 and encodes 332 amino acids. NCBI's taxonomy places the organism in Eukaryota, Viridiplantae, Streptophyta, Magnoliopsida, Solanales, Solanaceae. The record is from RefSeq and is a predicted model, not a curated record. The transcript has 11 exons.